Aquila chrysaetos chrysaetos is the source of this 2140-nucleotide messenger RNA. RefSeq names its product PHD finger protein 23 (gene PHF23). Bases 82 to 1050 code for a protein of 322 amino acids. NCBI's taxonomy places the organism in Eukaryota, Metazoa, Chordata, Aves, Accipitriformes, Accipitridae. The transcript is spliced from 5 exons. The record is from RefSeq and is a predicted model, not a curated record. Gene Ontology annotation, biological process: positive regulation of protein ubiquitination; negative regulation of autophagosome maturation; negative regulation of autophagosome assembly.
CGGGGGCGGUGCGGAGCGAGGCGGCACCGGACGGGAGCGACGGACGGAGCCGGGGCCCGACCCCGCCGCGGGGCCGCCGCCAUGGCCGAACCCGGCCCCGAAGACCCGCUCCCGAGCCUGAAGGCGGAGACGCAGCCCCCCGAGAAGCGCCGCCGGACGAUCGAGGACUUCAACAAGUUCUGCAGCUUCGUCCUGGCCUACGCCGGGUACAUCCCGGCAGCCGCCGAGGAGAGCGGCUGGCCGUCCUCGGGGCCCAGCUCCCCGCUGGGGCCGGGCCGGGCAGAGGGGGGGGAGGGCUGGGGCUCGGCCCCCGCUGCCCUGCGCACCAUCGAGACCUUCGUCCGCAAGGCCAAGUCCUCCAAGAAGCGAGGGCUGGGGCGCCUGGCCCCCCCCGAGAGCGCCCUGCUCGACAAGAUGCGCCUGAAGGACUCCCUCUUCGACCUGCCGCCCCCCCCCGGCGCCCCCCCCGCGCCCCCCCCGGCGGCGGGAGCGGCGCAGCCGGCGGGGGGACCCGGGGGGACCCCGGGGGGGCCGGGGGGAGCCCCGGUCCCGCAUCAAGAAGAGCAAGAAGCGGCGGUGGAAGAAGGGGGAGCGGGAGGGGGCCAAGGCCUCCCCCAGCGAGACGGACUCGGAGGAGGAGCCCGCGUCCCCCCCGCCCCCCCCCGCCGCCUCCCGAGGCGGGGGCCGAGCCCCGGGAAGCGGGGGGGGGGCAAGCUGGGGGGGGGGGGGGGGGGCAAGGAGGGCGGCAGCACCGAGACCAGCCGGGAUGGGGACGGGGACGGCAGCUCCAGCGAGGGCGAGAUGCGGGUGAUGGACGAGGACAUCAUGGUGGAGUCAGGCGACGACUCCUGGGACCUGAUCACCUGCUACUGCCAGAAGCCCUUCGCGGGGCGGCCGAUGAUCGAGUGCAGCCAGUGCGGGACCUGGAUCCACCUCUCCUGCGCCAAGGUCAAGAAGAACAACGUCCCCGACGUCUUCUACUGCCAGAAGUGCAGGGAGGGGCCCCGCCGCGCCCCCCCCGCCGCCCCCCGACCCGGGGGGGACGCCUAGCGACCCCCGACCCGGGGGGGUGAGGCACACACACACACACCCCCUCCCCGUCCCCAUCCACACAGACCUGGGGGGGGGGGGGGGUGUUGGGGGGGGCCUCAGGGAUGGGACUCAGGAGGUUUGGGGGUCCCUCACCCCCGGGGUUGGGGGGGGGGGGCUUGGGGGUCCCUUACCCAAGGCCACAAGGUUUGGGGGAUCCUCAUCCCCCCGGAUGGGGGGGGUUGGGGGGACCCUCCCCCCGGUACAGGGAGGGGGUUGUGGUCCCGUAACCCAGGUCACGAGGUUUGGGGGAGCCUCAUGUGUUUCCCCCCCCCCCCCCGAGGACAGGGGGAGUUUGGGGGGACCCUCACCCCCAGAACAGAUUUGGGGGGCCCUCACCUAGGCCACACGGUUUUGGGGGAGCCUUGCUGCCCCCUCCCCAGGAUAGGGGAGAUGUGGGGGGGGACCCUUGUCCUGCGGGGGUCCUGGGACUCAGGAGGUUUGGGGGAUCCCUCACCCCAGACCACGAAGUUUGGAGGGACCCUCACCCUGCCCCCCCCCCACAGGACAGAGGAGGUUUGGGGGGGACCCUCACCCCCAGGCCAUGAGGUUUAGGGGGGGACCCCCCACCCCCCCGGGGGGGGCUCCCAGGACUCAGGGGGUUUGGGGAGCCCCAGGCAGUGGGGGUGUCCUUGCCAUGGGAUGUUUUGGGGGACCCCUGCCCCAGGACAGAGGUUUGGGCCCCCCCCCCCCCAGGUGUACAGUCAGGCUGUAAAUAGAGGGGGGAAGCGGUUUUUCAUGUGUGUUAUUUUUUUAAACUUUUAUUUCCCCACACCCUGCUUUUUCGGGGGGGGGGGGUUGCCCCUCCCUUCCCCUCCCCCGCGGUUUGGGGGUGUCGGGGUGGUUGGAGCAUCCCGGGGGGGGGGGGGGGGCACCCGCAAAACGGGCCGGGUCUGUCCCGGGGCCCCCCCCCCCCCCGGGGGGGGGGGGGGGGGGGGAGGAUCCCCCAAACCCCGCCCCUCCCCCCCCCCUUGUUUUAAGAAUAAUAUUUUGGAGUUCGCGUGGGGGCUGCAGCCCCCCUCUGUAAAUAAACGGCGCCGCGGCCUUCGUA